AUGGCCGAUCCGAUCUACCUCGACCCACUCGACAAACCGCGAAAGAUAACCACCGCCGACAUUGAAGGGUUCGAGCUGUGGCGCAAGUUCACUACCGUCAUCAUCCUCGAGGAGUCGGUGCGCUUUCGAGGUGAUCCAGAAUGGGGAGAGGGCUGUCGCCUCGCACGACUCGGGCAGUGGACCUCCGCAUUCAUCGACCUGAUUAACAGCCGUGUGAUAGAUCACGGCGAGGGCCACCAACGCGAACACCAAGGACACAGUAAACCACACAUCACAAUUGGCGCCGACGUUGUGAUUGUGACGCCUGAAAACGCAACGCGCCUUGUCAUCAAUAAUGCCUUCGUCACCGAAACGGCAGUCAUGCUACCGACUGACGUGUACCCUGUGCGCGUCGUCACAAAUUUCAAAGGAGCCUUGAAUGGCCUCAGCUGCAAUGAUGUCCGCUAUGUCCUCAGUCUUCCCGAUAACCGCUUCGGCCGCAUGGUCCAAUACCUGGACCUCGUCCAUGGUAUGCCCGUCCAGAUCACCCAAAUAUUGCGACGGCAAAAGGAGCUGCGAAUGGCACUCUCGGUAGUCUCGAGGCAGUGCACUUUCCCUCCUGGAAUGUGCUUUCGCCUCGUUCGCCACGGUGCGACAAAUACGAUCGUUCAAUUGCCGAACCAGCCGCCGGACUACGCAAUUCUUCGCGUGCCAAACCGACCGCACGCUACAGCGAUCCGACCAGAACUCGACCCUGAGUUGUUUCCCGUAUUCUACGCGACGGAGGCAUUCCAGAAGGUGACCAUCACGCUCCCCAAAGCGCCCAACAGCCGCGCUCGCGCGAUCACAGUAAAACUUCAACAACUACCCUUCGUAUGUGCCAUUGGGUCGGCUCGUAACACCUUCGUUCAGUGA
Molecule: messenger RNA, 894 nt
Organism: Phytophthora nicotianae INRA-310
Lineage: Eukaryota; Oomycota; Peronosporomycetes; Peronosporales; Peronosporaceae
Exons: 1
Coding region: 1-894 (297 amino acids)
Source: RefSeq, a predicted model, not a curated record